Molecule: messenger RNA, 717 nt
Organism: Gymnogyps californianus (California condor)
Lineage: Eukaryota; Metazoa; Chordata; Aves; Accipitriformes; Cathartidae
Product: inverted formin-2-like
Exons: 4
Coding region: 10-717 (235 amino acids)
Biological process (GO): actin cytoskeleton organization
Molecular function (GO): small GTPase binding; actin binding
Source: RefSeq, a predicted model, not a curated record
CUGUUCACGAUGUCAAUCAAAAAGGAAGGUGCCCACAAGAAGUGGGCUGCCCUGAAGGAGAAACUCGGACCCCAGGAGACCGACCAGUCGGAGGCCAACCUGGAAAAUGCAGAGCCAGAGCUGUGCAUCCGUCUCCUGCAAAUGCCAUCAGUGGUGAACUACUCCGGGCUGAAGAAGCGGCUGGAGAACAGUGACGAUGCCUGGAUGGUCCAGUUCCUGGAGCUGUGCGGGCUGGACCUCCUCCUGGAGGCCCUGGACAGGCUGUCUGGGCGAGGAGUGGCCAGGAUUUCUGACGCCUUGCUUCAGCUCACCUGCAUUAACUGUGUGCGAGCGGUCAUGAACUCCCACAAAGGCAUCGAAUACAUUGUGAGCAAUGAGGGCUACGUCAGAAAACUCUUCCAAGCACUUGACACAACUAAUGUCAUGGUCAAAAAGCAAGUAUUUGAGCUCCUGGCUGCACUGUGCAUUUACUCAUCAGAUGGCCACGCUUUGGCUUUGGAUGCCCUGGACCAUUACAAGAGUGUGAAGAACCAGCAGUAUCGAUUCAGCGUCAUAAUGAACGAGCUCUCCAACACAGAUAACGUGCCAUACAUGGUGACACUGCUGAGUGCUAUCAAUGCCAUCAUACUGGGGAAAGAAGAGCUAAGAACAAGGACACAAAUCAGAAAUGAGUUCAUAGGGCUUCAGCUGUUGGAUAUUUUAGACAAGCUAAGGUAA